Elephantulus edwardii (Cape elephant shrew) is the source of this 2125-nucleotide messenger RNA. RefSeq names its product acyl-CoA synthetase long-chain family member 1 (gene ACSL1). The record is from RefSeq and is a predicted model, not a curated record. The transcript has 20 exons. Gene Ontology annotation, molecular function: arachidonate-CoA ligase activity. Gene Ontology annotation, biological process: very long-chain fatty acid metabolic process; long-chain fatty acid metabolic process; long-chain fatty-acyl-CoA biosynthetic process. Bases 29 to 2125 code for a protein of 698 amino acids. Gene Ontology annotation, cellular component: endoplasmic reticulum; membrane. Lineage: Eukaryota; Metazoa; Chordata; Mammalia; Macroscelidea; Macroscelididae.
CUGCUUAGAGAACCACCAACACAGGACAAUGCAAGCCCACGAGUUGUUCGGGUAUUUUCGAAUGCCAGAGCUGGUUGACUUCCGACAGUACGUUCGUACUCUUCCAACCAACACACUCAUGGGCUUCGGAGCGUUUGCAGCUCUCACCACUUUCUGGUACGCCACGAGACCCAAAGCCCUGAAGCCGCCAUGCGACCUCUCCAUGCAGUCAGUGGAAGUGGCGGGUACUGGCGGUGCUCGAAGAUCCGCGUUACUUGAUAGUGAUGAGCCCUUGGUAUAUUACUAUGGUGACGUCAAAACAUUAUAUGAAGGCUUCCAGAGGGGUAUACAGGUGUCAAAUAAUGGACCUUGUUUAGGUUCUCGGAAGCCAGACCAACCCUAUGAAUGGCUUUCGUAUAAAGAGGUUGCAGAGUUGGCUGAAUGUGUGGGCUCAGCACUGCUCGAGAAAGGCUUCAAGGCAUCCCCCGAUCAGUUCGUGGGCAUCUUUGCACAAAACAGGCCCGAGUGGGUGAUUAUCGAGCAGGGCUGCUUUGCUUACUCCAUGGUGGUGGUCCCACUUUAUGAUACCCUUGGAACAGAAGCGAUCACUUAUAUAAUCAACAAAGCUGAGCUUGCUGUGGUUUUUAUUGACAAGGUAGAGAAAGCUAAAGUCUUAAUAGAUGGUGUAGAGAAUAAGUCAAUACCAAGCCUUAAGAUCGUAGUGCUUAUGGACUCUUAUGGCAGUGAUCUGGUGGAACGUGGCAAGAAAUGUGGGGUGGAAAUCAUGAGCAUGAAGGCAUUGCAGAACCUGGGACGAGCCAACAAACGGAAGCCCAAGCCUCCAGCACCUGAAGAUCUUGCAGUGAUCUGUUUCACAAGUGGAACCACAGGCAACCCCAAAGGAGCCCUGAUCACCCAUCAGAAUAUAGUGUGUGAUUGCUCAGCUUUUGUGAAAGUGACAGAGACUGCAAUUACCUUGAAUGCCAGUGACACACACAUUUCAUUUUUACCACUGGCACAUAUGUAUGAGCAGCUAAUGCAGUGUGUGAUGCUUUGUCAUGGAGCUAAAAUAGGAUUUUUCCAAGGAGAUAUCAGGCUACUUAUGGAUGACCUCAAGGUGCUUCAGCCCACUAUCUUUCCUGUAGUCCCCAGACUGCUGAACCGGAUGUUUGACCGAAUUUUUGGGCAAGCAAACACCACACUAAAGCGGUGGCUGCUGGACUUUGCAUACAAGAGGAAAGAAGCUGAGCUGCGCAGUGGCAUCAUUAGAAACAACAGCCUGUGGGAUAAACUCAUCUUCCACAAAAUACAGUCGAGCCUGGGAGGAAAAGUCCGGAUGAUGAUCACAGGAGCUGCACCAGUGUCUGCCACCGUGCUGACGUUCCUGAGGGCUGCCCUUGGCUGUCAGUUUUAUGAAGGCUAUGGACAGACGGAGUGCACGGCUGGCUGCUGCCUGACAGUCCCUGGAGACUGGACAGCAGGCCAUGUUGGUGCUCCAAUGCCUUGCAAUUAUAUAAAACUUGUUGAUGUGGAAGAAAUGAAUUACAUGGCUUCCAAGGGCGAGGGUGAGAUAUGUGUGAAAGGGCCAAAUAUAUUUCAGGGCUACUUAAAAGACCCAGCAAAAACAGCAGAAGCUUUCGACAAAGAUGGCUGGUUGCACACAGGGGACAUAGGAAAAUGGUUACCAAAUGGGACCUUGAAGAUUGUUGACAGAAAAAAGCACAUAUUUAAACUGGCACAAGGAGAAUACAUAGCCCCUGAAAAAAUUGAAAAUAUCUACGUGCGAAGUGAACCUGUUGCUCAAGUGUUUGUCCAUGGAGAGAGCUUACAGUCAUUUCUCAUAGCAAUCGUGGUACCUGAUGCUGAAACAUUAUGCCCCUGGGCUCGAAAGAAAGGAUUUGAAGGGUCCUUUGAAGAACUGUGUAGAAAUAAGGAUGUCAAAAAAGCUAUCCUAGAAGACAUGGUGGCUCUAGGGAAGGAGUCUGGUCUCAAACCAUUUGAACAGAUCAAAGGCAUUGCUCUACACCUCGAAUUAUUUUCUGUGGACAAUGGCCUUCUGACUCCAACAAUGAAGGCUAAGAGAACAGAGUUACGGAAUUAUUUCCAUUCUCAGAUAGAAGAACUCUAUUCUACCAUCAAGGUCUAA